Molecule: messenger RNA, 2112 nt
Organism: Paramuricea clavata
Lineage: Eukaryota; Metazoa; Cnidaria; Anthozoa; Malacalcyonacea; Plexauridae
Source: the annotation of a GenBank genome assembly
GUCCAAACUAACAUCUGAAAGUUGAAUUAGUUUAGUUUGCUGCCAGCAACUGUAUAAAGAUAGAUAUUCAAACAAUCUUUUUAUAUGCUCAGGGAAAAAUUUCAUGAGACACGAUAACAAGAGUCCCUUAUGAACCAAAUUCCAGCCAUUCUAUAUAUGACGUAUUUUUUAUUUUUAGUAUGUGAUGUCAUUCUCUCGUGCCUAGCUGGAAGUCUUCGCUCCUGUUUGAAACAUCAAGGCGUUGUAUUUCCCGAAGACGUCACAGUUUACUAUCCGAUGAAUUUGGAGAGCAGCAGCACCCUGAGAUGCUUUACUUCGUUCAAUAUCUUUUCACUGCCUGUUGGGACUGAAGGUAUGGUCAGAAAUUUUGUUUCCUUCUGUAGUAACACCGGAUCAAUAAGAGAUGAUCCUUACUGGACCUCUUGGGAGAACAGUUUAGAACUGAUAGAGCUAUCCAGUAUAAAUAAAGUUAGUUUAGUUUGGGUUUCCUGCUGUAGUAACACUAGAUCAAUAAGAGAUAUUCUUACUGGACCUCUAUAGGAAGAACAGUUUAGAACCGAUAGAGCUAUCCAGUAUAAAUAAAGUUAGUUUAGUUUAGGUUUCCUCCUGUAGUAACACUGAAUCAAUAAGAGAUGAUCCGUACUGGACUUCUAGGAAGAAUUGUUUAGAACUGAUAGAGAUAUCCAAUAUAAAUAAUUUAGUUUAGUUUAGGUUUCCUCCUGUAGUAACACUGGAUCAAUAAGAGAUGAUUCUUAUUGGACCUCUAGGAAGAACUGUUUAGAACUGAUAGAGAUAUCCAAUAUAAAUAAUUUAGUUUAGUUUAGGUUUCCUCCUGUAGUAACACUGGAUCAAUAAGAGAUGAUCCUUACUGGACCUCUAGGAAGAACAGUUUAGAACUGAUAGAGCUAUCCAGUAUAAAUAAAGUUAGUUUAGUUUAGGUUUCCUCUUGUAGUAACACUGGAUCAAUAAGAGAUGAUCCUUACUGGACUUCUAGGAAGAACAGUUUAGAACUGAUAGAACUAUCCAGUAUAAAUAGAGUUAGUUUAGUUUAAGUUUCCUCCUAUAGUAACACUGGAUCAAUAAGAGAUGAUCCUUACUGGACCUCUAGGAAGAACAGUUUAGAACUGAUAGAACUAUCCACUAGUCACAACUUCACUGUCGAUAUUGACUCAUUCAUUUCUCUCUAUUCCAGGCGCCAUUCCUCGACUUUGGGAACUGCGGUUACGUCGUAGCAACGUAUCAUCUUUUGUCGAAGCCAUCACGAGCAGUACCAUCAUGCAAUUGGCGUUUCUAAUUCUCCCAGCGUCCGCUGCGACCCGACUUCUUGAAUACGUCAUGAACAGAGCCUCUUGUUCCAUAAAUUGCAUAUUGGGUCAUAACUUAGACCAGGACUUGCUGCUUGACGGCAGCCCCGUCGAGAAGUUCAUUCCCUUAGAAGACAGAGGUUAUGGUCUAAGCAUAACCAUUAUUGAAUCUAAAGAUUCGUUUCAACUGGCCGUCCUGGCGCCAAGUUCCCAAGACUAUGCGAUAAAGCCCGCGCAGCUUUGCGUGGAAUUUGCGCGACACACGCGUGUGCUCAGCGCGCGAUUGACAGAACGCGCGCGCGUCGUUCGCGCACGAGGACAGAAAAUUUUGAACAGUCGUCGAAAUAGUGUUUUUAUUGUGGAAGAGAACGACGGGUAAAUGCUUGUAUAAAUUAUAUAAAUAUGAUAAAAAUUUAUAAUUAAAACUAUAUCCCCAAUGAACUGUACAUACUGGAUUGUCCGAGUUUAAUAAUUAUUUUUGUAAUUGUUAUAGAUGUGCAAACGAGUUGUAACAAGGUUGUUGUGAAGUCGAUAUCAGGAUAUGUUCGCACUGCUUGUUCCCAGUUGUUGCGACAAGUCUGGAACAAGUUGUUAUCACCUUGUUACAAGGUUGAUGACGGUAACAGACUUGCUACAAGUUGUUCCAACAAGACUAAUACAGGCUGUUCGUAACAAGUUGCUACGAGCUCGUUGUCGUCGACGUGUUACGUGCAGACGAUAUCAGACUUGUUGGAACAACUUGUUGCGAGUCUGUUGGCCUCAUCAACCUUGUUACAAGGUGAUAACAACUUGUUCCAGACUUGUCAAC